AUGGGAGAAUUGUCUCUAACUUCAGAAGUUGUAUCUACCACUGCAAGCACAACAGAACACACAUCAGGAGAACCUUCAGAAGCACCAAUCCAGACGACUCAAGUAUCACCAAGUUCCACCCACAGAGAUGACACCUUUGCUUCAUUUUCAACAACUGGAUUCAGCUCAAAUUCAGUGUCCCCACAAGCAACUGGAAGUGACACAGAGUCAACUCAAGAAACAAGAAGCCCAGUAGAAACAAUUGUGACAAUCUCUACAACAGAAGAAUCCACAAAGACCAUUGCAUUCUCCUCAACAGAACAAUCACUUUCAUCAGCAUCCGCUCUGAUAACAUUAAAAACCUCAAUACCUGUGACAUCCCUUAGUUCUGAAUCAGAUGUAUCUACCACUGCACGCACAACAGAAUACACAACAGGAGAACUGUCAGCAGCACCAGUCCAGACGACUCAGGUAUCACCAAGUUCCACCCAUAGAGAUGACACCUUUGCUUCAUUUUCAACACCUGGAUUCAGCUCAAAUUCGGUGUCCCCACAAGCAACUGGAAAAGACACAGAGUCAACUCAAGCAACAAGAAGCCCAAUAGAAACAAUUGUGACAAUCUCUACAACAGAAGAAUCCACACACACCUUUGCAUUCUCCUCAACAGAACAAUCACUUUCAUCACCAUCCACCCUUUCAACAUCAAAGACUUCAACACCGCUUACAUCACUUAGUUCUGAAUCAGAUGUAUCUACCCCUGCAAGCACAACAGAACACACAUCAGGAGAACCUUCAGAAGCACCAAUCCAGACAACUCAGGUAUCACCAAGUUCCACCCACAUAGAUGACACCUUUGCUUCAUUUUCAACAACUGGAUUCAGCUCAAAUUCAGUGUCCCCACAAGCAACUGGAAGUGACACAGAGUCAACUCAAGCAACAAGAAGCCCAAUAGAAACAAUUGUGACAAUCUCUACAACAGAAGAAUCCACACAGACCGUUGCAUUCUCCUCAACAGAACAAUCACUUUCAUCACCAUCCACCCUUUCAACAUCAAAGACUUCAACACCUCUUACAUCACUUAGUUCUGAAUCAGAUGUAUCUACCCCUGCAAGCACAACAGAAUACACAUCAGGAGAACUGUCAGCACCAGCAGCCCAGACAACUCAGGUAUCAGCAAGUUCCACUCAAACAGAUGACACCUUUGCUUCAUUUUCAACACCUGGAUUCAGCUCAAAUUCUGUGUCCCCACAAGCAACUGGAAGUGACACAGAAUCAACUCAAUCAAAAGGAAGCCCAAUAGAAACAAUGGUGACAACCUCUACAAAAGAAGAAUCCACACAGACUGUUGCAUUCUCCUCAACAGAACAAUCACUUUCAUCACCAUCCACCCUUUCAACAUCAAAAACAUCAACACCCUCUUAUAACACUUAG
Colossoma macropomum (tambaqui) is the source of this 1410-nucleotide messenger RNA. RefSeq lists its product as uncharacterized. The record is from RefSeq and is a predicted model, not a curated record. The transcript is spliced from 3 exons. The coding region runs from base 1 to 1410 and encodes 469 amino acids. Lineage: Eukaryota; Metazoa; Chordata; Actinopteri; Characiformes; Serrasalmidae.